AUGAGCCGUGGGCCUGACAGAGUACAGCCUGAUGAUCCCUCACAGAGUCCACCCCUGCCUGACACGAGUCCAUCCAGCAGUGACUUGAGGAAACUUUUUGAGUGUCCAUUCUGCUUUGAGUAUGUGUUACCACCCAUCGUUCAGUGUCAAUGUGGUCAUCUUGUUUGUGUCAGCUGUCGCCAAAAUCUGGCUUCUUGUCCAACUUGCCAGGGCCCAUUGGGAUCCAUUCGCAACUUGGCUAUGGAGAAAGUGGCCAAUUCACUUACGUUUCCAUGUAAAUAUGCCUUGUCUGGGUGCGGACUAACUCUGCCACCCACAGAAAAAGCAGACCACGAAGAGCACUGUGAGUUUAGGCCUUAUUCCUGUCCGUGCCCCGGUGUCCUCUGUCAGUGGGAAGGCUCUUUGGAUGCUGUGAUUCCCCAUUUGAUGGGCCAGCAUGACUCCGUUACAGUACUACAGGGAGAGACUACAAUUUUCCUUGCUAUGAACAUUAAUGUUCAUGGUACUUUUUACUGGGUAAUGAUGCAGUCCUGUUUUGGCUUGCACUUCCUGGUGGUCUUGCAGAAGCAGGAAAACCACCCUGGUCAAGUGAGGUUCUGUGCAAUUCUACAGCUGCUAGCAACAGCCCAGCAAGCGGAAAAUUUUACUUACCGACUUGAGCUCAAAGGUCAUAGACGGCAACUGACUUGGGAAGCAACUCCUCAGUCUAUUCGGGAGGGAAUUGAGACAGCCAUGAUGAACAGUGACUGCCUUGUCUUUGACAUCAACACUGCACAGCUUUUUGCAGAAAAUGGCCAUUUAAGCAUCAUUGUAACUAUUGCCCGGUAUUGA
Messenger RNA from Nycticebus coucang (slow loris), 831 nucleotides. RefSeq names its product E3 ubiquitin-protein ligase SIAH1-like. Gene Ontology annotation, biological process: multicellular organism development; proteasome-mediated ubiquitin-dependent protein catabolic process. Lineage: Eukaryota; Metazoa; Chordata; Mammalia; Primates; Lorisidae. Bases 1 to 831 code for a protein of 276 amino acids. The transcript has a single exon. Gene Ontology annotation, molecular function: ubiquitin protein ligase activity; ubiquitin conjugating enzyme binding; zinc ion binding. The record is from RefSeq and is a predicted model, not a curated record. Gene Ontology annotation, cellular component: cytoplasm.